Molecule: messenger RNA, 1764 nt
Organism: Closterium sp. Naga37s-1
Lineage: Eukaryota; Viridiplantae; Streptophyta; Zygnematophyceae; Desmidiales; Closteriaceae
Source: the annotation of a GenBank genome assembly
AUGGAGGAUUGGAGCAACAACGCGUGGCUGCUGGAAGCCGAAGACGGCGGAUUCCACGUCGACGAUUGCGUUUACGAAGAGGACGAAAUCGGUUACGUCGUUGACGACGACGAUUCCCUUCCCUGGGAGCAGCAUGUCGAGCGAGUGCAGACGGCAACGGGCGUGGUGCAGGUGACGGUGUGCGGGGAUCGCUGCAACCCGCCGCUGAUCACCUAUCACGACGUCGGGCUCAAUCACUCCACGUGCUUCCAAGGCCUCAUGCUCUGCGCGGACACCUCCGCGCUGCUUCUACGAAACUUCUGCAUAUUCCACGUCGACGCGCCGGGUCACGAGGAGGACGCGGAGGAGAUCCCCUCGUCGCGCCCGCUGCUCUCCGCGGACGAUCUGGCUGAGCAGGUGGCGGAGGUGGCGCGGCACUUUGCGCUCGCUGACGUCACGCUCAUGGGCGUCACUGCGGGCGCCUACGUCCUCACGCUCUUCGCUCUAUCCCACCGCCAUCUGGUGCGCGGACUCAUUCUCGUGUCGCCUCUGCUCUCGCCGCCCUCCUGGUCUGAGUGGGCGCACAACAAGGUGACCAUGAGUGUGCUCUCCUAUUACGGCAUGACGUCAUACAUCAAGGACUCGCUCUUCGACCGCUAUUUCUGCCCCGCCACGUCAGGCUUCCACGGACCGGCGUCAGAUGCGCUCAUGUCCUUCCGCAGGGAGCUGGACUAUCACGAGCCGGAGAACCUCAUGCGUUAUUUCCACGCCAUCCACAGGCGCAAGAACCUGCUCCCUGCACUGGCGGCGCUGCAGGUGCCAGUGCUGCUGGCCGUGGGUGACUCGUCCCCUUUUAACCCCCUCGCUCGCUCCGCCUUCCACCACCUCCACGCCAAGGCUCCUCUGUUUUCUCCUGGCGCCUCUUCUUGCUCCUCAACCGCAUCUCUCACGCUCUCCACCUCUUCCUCGCCCUCUCGCCCUCACUCUCGCUCUGACUCUCACUCUGACUUUUUAUCUGAGGAGGCAGAAAGGGGAGUGGAGGAUAGGGAAGAGGAGGGUGAGAGGGAUGCGAGAGGCACAGGUGGGUUGGUGGCAGUGGCUGAGUGUGACAGGGUGGGAAGAGGGAUGUGGGAAGGGGGGAUACGACGAGGGCAGAUGGGGAGUGAAGGUGCUGCUACCGGCAGCAGGUGCGUGGUGUGGGUGGAGGUGGAGGCGUGUGGGUCGCUGGUGACAGAGGAGCGCCCCCACACGCUCCUCCCUGCCCUCUGCCACUUCAUCUCACAGCUCCGCCCCGCAGCCAGCCACCAAUGGAACUGUUACCCGUGUGCAGGGGAGGAAGGUGGGGAGAGGAGUGGCUACGGGAGGGAUUGGGCGGUGGGGCGUGUGGAGGACGGGUCGAGUUCGGGAUGGGUGGCUGCUUUGUCGCCUGCCUUUACACCUGCUGCUGUGUCACCUGUGUGCACUCCUGCUCCUGCGCCCAGCCUCCCACCCAUGGCGCACCACAGCAGCAGCAGGAGCAACUGCAUGCCAGCAACAGCUGGGGCGGUUGUGAGGGGCUUUGGGCAGCAGGCGUGUGAGAGGGAGUGUGAGGUGAAUGUAUCGCAGGUGCGGCAGCGGGAGUUGGAGCGAGGGAGGGAUUGGGAGAGGGGGAAAGAGCAGAUGUAUCUGGAGGUGGAGAGGAGGACGCUGCAGCCGGUGCGCACGAGUGGCGAGGGAAGGAGGUUUGGGGAGGAGGAGGCACAGUGGGCGGGGUUUGAACAAGUGUGUGGGUCGCCCACAAGCUGA